Messenger RNA from Fusarium poae, 1284 nucleotides. RefSeq lists its product as uncharacterized. The record is from RefSeq and is a predicted model, not a curated record. NCBI's taxonomy places the organism in Eukaryota, Fungi, Ascomycota, Sordariomycetes, Hypocreales, Nectriaceae. The transcript has a single exon. Bases 1 to 1284 code for a protein of 427 amino acids.
AUGGGUCGUCCUCGAAAGAGGCGCCAUGUGGACACUGAUCAAGAAGAUAAUGCCGUUGCUGUGCCAUCAUCUCAGCCUCAGCUUCAGGAACAGCCUUUAUUAUUCCUGCAGCCCGCUGACGACACAUCUUACUCGCAGUUUCAGAACACAGUACCAACUGGAGACUUCCUUGACAACUUAAACUUCCUAGAUGAGCCUAUUGCUACAAACGUUGAUUCUUGGGACUUGUUGCCCGGAUACGACGACGACUCUCUUCCCUUCGGCCCUCAAAUCUUGGACCACAAUGGCACCUACACGAAUAACAACGCCUUGCAAUCACUGAACCUGAGUGGAGUCGAUAUUCUGGGCACCAUUGAUUUUGGAGACACAGACGCUCCGCAAGAAACUGUCUCAAAGGACCUGAGCCAUACACUCCAUCAGUAUCUCGCCGACCAGAUUGAACCACCAAAGCCAGAGUCACAUGAUGCAUCAGACAGUUCAACACCACCUGACUCUAGUGACAAUGGCACCUCUGUCGACUCCCUUGAGAAUGCCGCCAGCUCAUCAGCUCGCUCAAUGCGUUCCGUUCCGACAGUGUCCUGCAGUUGUCUAUCAUCGCUAUUCUUUGCCCUCGACUCUCUCGGCAAUUUGCCAUCUGAGGUGAUCCCAGCCAUGAAAGUCGCCCGGAAUGCGUCGAGGGUCGCUCACGACGUCAUCAAGUGUUCUAUAUGCUUAAACUUCGUAGUCCAAGACCCUCCCAAACCACCUCCCAUACAAGCCUUCCAGAACCUCAUGCUUCUGGGUACCCUGGUCCCAUCAGCAUGCAACGCCUACGCACGAAUCCUCGAAAUGGUGGACGAAGAAACUGCUCUCGCCAAGAAAGAAGGAAGGACAUUCUGGUUUGCCUUUAGAGAUAUUGGCGGACUAUGGGGCUGCGUUGGUGGCACGUCUGAGGGCUGCACAGCUUACCAAACCUACAACAACAAAACCAUGCCCCCAGAUAUGUGGAGGCUGACUAUCCGUGGUCUUCUCCGUCUCGAUGUCUACGGACUUGACGAGAAAGACCACGAUAUGCCUGGAGCGUCGCCAUAUCGACAACUAGGUCUGAAGGAUGUGGUAGACCAACUAGAAGAGCGAAGCAGACAACGGCAUGAAGCCUUGGAUGCACGUAUUGCUGCUGGGCAUAGUCACAGCGAGAUCUCUGGGGUGAUCUACCCAUCAAAGCCAUGCAGUCCAUCACAACGCAAUUGUACGAGGGUUCUUGAGACGGCUCGUGUUGCCCUGGAGAACCUCGUGAUUGCAUGA